Messenger RNA from Syngnathus typhle (broad-nosed pipefish), 1876 nucleotides. RefSeq names its product cathepsin F (gene ctsf). The transcript is spliced from 14 exons. The coding region runs from base 166 to 1578 and encodes 470 amino acids. The record is from RefSeq and is a predicted model, not a curated record. Gene Ontology annotation, molecular function: cysteine-type endopeptidase inhibitor activity; cysteine-type endopeptidase activity. Gene Ontology annotation, cellular component: lysosome. Lineage: Eukaryota; Metazoa; Chordata; Actinopteri; Syngnathiformes; Syngnathidae.
GAUACCAUUGGCUCCUCCCACAAAGCCGUUCCAGGAUUUGUUUGGCAACAACAGUUUCUCUUGCUCGUGCGCAUAAACAAAAAUUGUUGUUUUGGCAGGAAGACAACUUGCCCGCAUUUUAACUGAACGAUCUGCACACUCGGCUUCUUUUUUCAUUAGAACGACAUGGCGUUGGGGUGUCAGGCCUUUGUCUGUGUGGCCUUGGCCGCCGUAUUCGGCGCCACGCUCGGCCUCGGUAAGGACAUGGACCGGGCUCUAUUGAGUCCUCCGGGUUCCCCGAUCCAAGUGACGGAGAGCGACCCGGGUUUGAAGAAGGCACUGCAGUUCGCUCAGCAGCGCUACAACUUGGGCUCCAACGCGAUGCACCUCCGCAAAGUCAGCCGACUCAUCUCUGCAACCAAACAGCUGGUCAAGGGUGUUCGCUACACUAUAACAGUGGAGAUGAGUAAUACUCAGUGCAAGAAAUCCACCAUGCUCCGAACUUGUGACUUCUAUCCCGAGUUACAACAGCUCAAGACUGAGGUUUGUGUGUUUGAAAUCUGGGACAUACCCUGGCAGCAAACUUCGAAUCUGCUCAAACAGAAAUGUCAACCGAAGGCUAUACCAGAUGAAACAACCACAGUUAAGGACGCUUCACCUGACCAGCCUCUAGAGGAAUCUGUGGAGUUGCUGGGACUUUUCAAAGACUUCAUGAUUAAAUACAAUAAAGUCUAUAACACCCAAGAGGAGGCUGAGCGACGCUUGCAGAUCUUUCAUGAAAAUGUUAAGACCGCGGCAAAAAUCCAGUCUAUAGAUAAAGGAUCUGCAGAGUACGGCAUCACCAAGUUCAGUGACCUAACUGAGGAAGAGUUUCGCUCAAUUUACCUGAACCCGCUGCUGAGCCAGUGGACUCUUCAGCGACCAAUGAAAUUGGCCCCCUCUGCUCGAAGCCCCGCCCCUGCCAGCUGGGAUUGGAGAGAUCACGGCGCUGUUAGUCCUGUUAAGAACCAGGGUAUGUGUGGAUCUUGCUGGGCGUUUUCAGUCAUAGGUAACAUCGAAGGGCAGUGGUUUCUGAAAAACGGAACUCUGCAGUCAUUGUCGGAACAAGAGCUGGUUGACUGUGAUGGGCUGGAUCAGGCGUGCAGAGGCGGGUUGCCAUCGAAUGCUUAUGAAGCCAUUGAGAAUCUCGGCGGUCUGGAGUUGGAGAGUGACUAUUCCUACACUGGCCAUAAGCAGAGCUGCAACUUCACCAGCAGGAAGGUGGCCGCCUACAUCAACAGCUCUAUGGAGCUGUCCAAAGAUGAGAAUGAAAUUGCAGCUUGGUUGGCUGAGAAUGGCCCCGUCUCUGUAGCUCUGAAUGCUUUUGCAAUGCAGUUUUACAAGAAGGGCGUGUCUCACCCGUUUAAAAUCUUCUGUAACCCUUGGAUGAUUGACCAUGCAGUGCUUCUGGUGGGCUACGGAGACCGUAAGGGAAUUCCAUUCUGGGCCAUCAAAAACAGCUGGGGAGAGGAUUAUGGAGAGGAGGGUUACUACUACCUAUACAGGGGCUCCAGUGCAUGUGGCAUCAACAGGAUGGCUUCAUCUGCUGUUAUCACCUAAAAAAAAAAAAACAUAGUGUGAGCACACAUUUGGGCGAGACUGCACAACAUUCCCACACGACCUCCUAUAAUGUUACUGUCAUCCUGUUACUGUUACUGUCAACCAAACUAGUCAUCCUUAAAAUGCAUGCCAGCGCUACUGCUACUAAAUUUAAAAUAAUUGAAUGAAAUUGGAAAUUAUUCUACAGUAGAUUUUAUGUCGAGCACUGGUUUUGAAUCAUUUGUCAUAGUUAGGCCACUGUGUUGUGAAUUGUAAUCUCCAUUUUGUUAACAUUGGCUGAGUAAACUUUAACUUUGAA